Molecule: messenger RNA, 582 nt
Organism: Euleptes europaea (tarantolino)
Lineage: Eukaryota; Metazoa; Chordata; Lepidosauria; Squamata; Sphaerodactylidae
Gene: SCX
Product: scleraxis bHLH transcription factor
Exons: 2
Coding region: 19-582 (187 amino acids)
Biological process (GO): regulation of transcription by RNA polymerase II; developmental process
Molecular function (GO): DNA-binding transcription factor activity, RNA polymerase II-specific; protein dimerization activity; RNA polymerase II transcription regulatory region sequence-specific DNA binding
Source: RefSeq, a predicted model, not a curated record
ACCUGCCCACCCCCAGCCAUGUCGUUUGCCAUGCUGCGCUCGCCCCCCAGCCGAUACCUGUACCCUGAGAUCAGCAUGCUGUCGGAGGAUGAAGAGAACGGGAGCGAGAGCUCGGGUUCUGAGGAGAAGCCCUACCACCUGGACGCUGACGGGUACGGGCUGAAGAGCGCCAAGCGCAGAAGCAGCAAGAAGGCCAACCGGAUCAACCGGGAGCCCCGCCAGCGCCACACGGCCAAUGCGCGGGAGAGGGACCGGACCAACAGCGUCAACACGGCCUUCACUGCCCUGAGGACUCUCAUCCCCACAGAGCCGGCGGACCGGAAACUCUCCAAAAUCGAGACCCUCCGCCUGGCUUCCAGUUACAUCUCGCACCUGGGCAACGUCCUCCUGGUGGGGGAGGCGUGUGGAGAUGGGCAGCCGUGCCACACCACGCCGGCCUUCUUCCACCACAGUGGCAGCAGCAGCAGCCCUCCCUCGCGGGAAAGCGAGAACUCGCAACCCAAGCAGAUCUGCACAUUCUGCCUCAGCAACCAGAGGAAGAUGAGUAAAGACCGAGACAGGAAGACGGCAAUUCGGAGUUAG